This is a messenger RNA of Mixia osmundae IAM 14324, 3267 nucleotides long. RefSeq lists its product as uncharacterized. Gene Ontology annotation, molecular function: zinc ion binding; RNA polymerase II cis-regulatory region sequence-specific DNA binding; DNA-binding transcription factor activity, RNA polymerase II-specific. Gene Ontology annotation, cellular component: chromatin. The transcript has 6 exons. Bases 1 to 3267 code for a protein of 1088 amino acids. Gene Ontology annotation, biological process: DNA-templated transcription; regulation of transcription by RNA polymerase II. The record is from RefSeq and is a predicted model, not a curated record. NCBI's taxonomy places the organism in Eukaryota, Fungi, Basidiomycota, Mixiomycetes, Mixiales, Mixiaceae.
AUGAUCGCCAGCGGAAGCGUGAGCGCUAUGGAAGCAAGACAAGCCAGUGCGAACAGCGCAAAGAAGCGUCGGAGAGUUACAAAGCACACCGACUCUGGCGCUCCCAAGAAAUUUGCAUGCGACUGGCAGGGCUGUGAUAAGGUCUUUAGCCGACCGGAUCAUUUGAGCCGCCAUCGCCUCAAUCAUGAGCCUGUGCACAUCUACCGCUGCGAACGCUGCCCCAAGACCUUUGUCAGAGCUGACUUGCUGACUCGACAUGUCGAACGGCACGACAAACGUGAUUUGCUGGCAGAAUCCGGCGAGUCGCCACAGCGCGGCAGGGUGAGGCAAAGGCGGAAGAUGACGCGACAGGACACGAGAGCACAGAGGCCAUCGCAGACCGCGCGGCAGCCGUCUGAAGGCACUUCAAACGAACGAGAUAGCGACGAUGACCAUACAUCGGACGAGAUGGACUCACCCGACUUACAAACGAGCAUGCACAGCGCUGCUAAUGCACUCCUGCAAGGCCGGAGUCAGUACGAGCCCUCCAAUGGAUCGUAUCUGCCCAGCGCGAUUCAAGCACCUCGCGAUCCCAAUCGCUUGCCGCCGCUCGCCAGCGCCAUGUCGAGCUUGCCGAGCUAUCCCUCUCCGCCUCCAGGUGCUCACUAUGCCUACCAUCCAAUCGCUGGCCAAUCCGAGUUCUAUGGGUAUACGCCUGCUUCAAGAUCGCCGUUCAGUAUGUCUCAUCCUUUGUCGCAUUCUGUCUACGGGCCCGGAACAUCGCAGCACGCUCAGUCACCCUCGUCAAUGUCGUAUUCCAGUCCGCGUUCGGCAUCGAUAUUGCAGCCACCAAGACCCUCAUCGGUCGAGCAGUCGUACUAUUCGGGUCAUCAGCAUUCUCAGAGCGUAGGAUCGGAUCGGCCAUCACCUGCUAGUCUGGCAAAUGCUUCUUACGUGCUCGACAUACAGCGACCGCCAUCAGCUACGCGGGGAACAUUGGCCAGCUUACUCCUGCCUACGCCAGGCGCUGCCGUACACGAAGAGAGGACCAAGCUACAUCAAAGCUCGACGAACUUACCGCACAGGACGGUCUCUGCUUCUACAGGAGAGGCUGCAUCGCCGCCCGUACCGGCACGGCAGUCGCACGGUCUGCAUCCCCAAGGAUCGCCAGUCGUGUCAUAUCCUUCCCCGGGCUACGGCGCCGCACAGAGCAAUGUGCGCUCAGCACACUCGCCACUCGCUCAACAGCAGCUCGACAGCAACGCCAAUGCGUUCAGAAUACAGCCGGAGCGUAGUGACAGCGCCAAUAGUGUUCUGACCGGCGAGACUGCUUUCGCAGGCUUCCCUGGCAUCAGCGAUCAGAUGAUGGAGUCUAUGAUCUCGACUGCCAACAUUGCAGCGAGUACCAACGGCAAUCUAUCGCAAAACCCACGAAUGAGCUUCGAGGCGCCCUUCUUCUCUGCUCAAGAUUAUCAGUGGCUCUUCGAUGGCAUGCAGGGCUUCCAAGAUCCGCCUGGCUUCAUCUCGUCUGCGCCCACGAGCGUAGAGCAUUCACGAACGAGUCCUGCUUUGCAAGGCACAUCCACGCCCCUACUCCCGCCAGAGAUCGCGCAAGUACCAGAGCCUGAGCCCGAAAAGGUGCCUGGCGCCAUCAUGGCUGGACCUCCGCCGCCCACACCGAUCAAGCGUGCUCCGCCUUUCAAGACCGAACCAGGUGUACCGCCAGAUGACCGGACCGACGCGACUUCACUGAUCAGUGAGCGUACAUAUAACAAGAUCAUCGAUCAUCUCGAUGAUGUCAAGUUUGCCGCGAAUGCCUUCUCGCCCGCAGCAGCGACGGACUAUCUGACGCUUUUCUGGACCAACUUCAGCGAGGCGCAAUGCCCGCUCCUACAUCGACCAACGUUCCGUCCAUGCGAAGCGCAUCCCGCACUCCUUUGCGCAAUGAUCAGUAUAGGUGCUUACUGUGCUGGUCCCGAAGCGCUCGAGACGGCCAGAGCAAUACACACCAAGCAACGAGUUCGCAUUCUGUCCUCACCUGGCUUUAAACCUCGCGCAGAUCUCUGGUUCAUUCAGGCAAGCAUACUAUGUAUCAUCUUUGGCAAGCUCUGCGGCUCCAGACUCGAUCACGAGAUGGCACACGUCCACUGGGGCAGCCUGAUGACGGUCUAUCGUAGAAGCUCACUCUUCUCGCCACGUAUCGUUGCCGUUGAACCUGGCUACCUGCAAAACGAUCUCGAUGGCCGCUGGCGGACAUGGAUCGAAGAGGAAUCUCGCAAACGCUGUGCAUUCUACGUCUUUGCGCUCGAUAUUUCGCAUUCUGCGAUCUUCCGACACACGCCCUCGCUCAGUGCUUUUCAGAUCCAGCUCACUCUGCCUUGCUUCGAAGACGAAUGGAUUGCUCCGACUGCGGAGAUAUGGGAGCCCAUGAAUCAGGCAGCGGUCGCCCCGCCUGCUUUCAUCUCAGCUCUCAAGUCGUCGCUCAAGGCAGGUCUCACUGCUGGCCCGCUGAGCCCGUCGGCGCGCGUAGCGGUGCUGCAUGGCUUACUGUCCAUUACGUUCGAUCUCAAUUGGAGAGAUCACUUCCUUCUUGGCCUCGAUCAGGUCGACGCGCCCCAGAAGGAGUGGAGAGAGACCAUCUCAUCUGCACUCAACGCGUGGAAAGCGCGCCUCGACUCGGCACUCCUGACCGCGACAUACCCUUCCAACGCGAUCUUACGCGGAUCGAUCCCGAUCUAUGCAAUUUCCCACACCACGCUUGCCAUUGAUUGUCAUCAGCUUCAGAUCUUUGCAGGCGCACAAUCUGCCCUUGGUCUCGCUGUUCCCGGUCAGGUCAUCGAGGCUACGCGUGUAUCAGUCGUCACCUGGGCUCAUUCGCGCGACGGACGUGCUGCUUGCUGGCAUGCUGCACAUUUUCUCAGAUCGACACUAAUGCACCACAACCAAGGACUAUUUGCACUCUCCUCGUCCCUCUAUCAUGUCUGGGCAGUCUACCUUUGCGCACUUGUCGUCUAUGCGUACGGCGUUUCGACAGCCGCGUCUGCUGGCGAUGCAAAGAGCUUGGCCAACGCCAACCGUGUCGAAGAUGCACUCGUCUAUCUUGAUGCAAUGUGCACCAAUUCGCCCGAAGAGCUUUUGAAGGUGUCUAUCGGCUCGAACUGUCUCGGUCUCAUCGCAGCUGUGUGGAAGAUCGUUCGCGAAAGCAAAUGGGAUAUCGCGCAAGAAGCGGCUCGUUUGCUUCAGCGCAUCGUCCGGCCUGCGCCUUCGAGCAGGAGAACACUAACUUGA